GUUUUGUUUUGCGAUAUUUCGAUCGAACACGAAUUACGUAAGGUUAUUUGGUAUUUAAAGUAAAACAAGAUGUCUUUCUUUUUAAAACGCACCAUCGGUGCGGGGCUGGGCCUGGGGCGCGUCGUUUUAAAUAACGCCAAAGCGCCGGUCGUGCAGAGUGUAGCGUGGAAGAGCGAGACCGCCGCUCCUCAAGUGGAGACUCGGCCAACAUACGCAAAGCUGGAUCCCCUGCAGAAGUCGCAGCUGAUAGACUUCGGUAAAUACGUAGCGGAGUGCCUGCCGAAGUAUGUGCAGAAGGUACAGAUCACGGCGGGCAAUGAAUUGGAGGUGUUGAUUCCGCCAGAGGGUGUGAUCCCCGUCCUGUCGUUCCUGAAGGACCACCACAGCGCGCAGUUCGCGUCGCUGGUAGAUAUCGCGGGGGUGGACAUCCCGGCGCACCCUCAGCGGUUCGAGAUCGUGUACAACCUGUUGUCGCUGCGCUACAACUCGCGCAUCCGCGUCAAGACGUACGCCGACGAGCUGACGCCCGUCGACUCGGCCUGCGAGGUGUUCAAGGCCGCCAACUGGUACGAGCGGGAGAUCUGGGACAUGUAUGGAGUCUUCUUCGCCAACCACCCUGACCUUAGGAGGAUACUCACAGAUUACGGCUUUGAAGGCCACCCCUUCAGAAAGGACUUCCCUCUCAGUGGCUAUGUGGAAGUGCGUUAUGAUGAUGAACAAAAGAGGGUAGUGGUGGAGCCCCUAGAGCUGGCACAGGAGUUCCGCAGAUUCGAGCUGGAAGCCCCGUGGGAGCAGUUCCCUAAUUUCCGAGGCAACCCUGCUGCUGAGGAGGUCACUAAUACCCCUGAGGCACCCAAGAAAGAAUAAAUAAAUCAAUCAAUAAGUUAUAUCUAUACUCUGU
This is a messenger RNA of Cydia amplana, 901 nucleotides long. RefSeq names its product NADH dehydrogenase [ubiquinone] iron-sulfur protein 3, mitochondrial (gene ND-30). The coding region runs from base 70 to 867 and encodes 265 amino acids. The record is from RefSeq and is a predicted model, not a curated record. The transcript has a single exon. NCBI's taxonomy places the organism in Eukaryota, Metazoa, Arthropoda, Insecta, Lepidoptera, Tortricidae. Gene Ontology annotation, molecular function: NADH dehydrogenase (ubiquinone) activity.